This is a messenger RNA of Paramormyrops kingsleyae, 5084 nucleotides long. Lineage: Eukaryota; Metazoa; Chordata; Actinopteri; Osteoglossiformes; Mormyridae. The record is from RefSeq and is a predicted model, not a curated record.
CGAAUUGGCGCGCGAAGAAAGGUGGAAGAACGUUCGGAGGAUGGCGCCUCGCUUGGACUUGCGAUUGGAGAAGCUGAUUGACAGGGCUUUGAAACACAGUGAUUUUCAGACUCUGGAAAACUUUGUGCUACAUGAUAAUAAUGAGGAGGUCACCCCAAAAUGUUCUAAAAAUUUCAUCAACAAACUCGAUAAAUUAAUAAACCGGGAAAUGAAUAAGGGCAACAUAAAGCAUGCCUGUCUUGGACUUAGUUGUCUACACAAGUUUGAGAAAAUUUUGAUUGCACCAGCUGCUCAAGAAUUGACAGGAAAGGUUAUGGUUAACCAGGGGCUUGUUCAAAAGAUGGUGUCAUGGUUUGAGAAGGCACGAAAGUUAUGGAUUGAGAAUGGGAAACUCAGGAAUGAGGCGUUGCUUGGCCUUGCAGAGGACUUUCUAGAUGCUCUGCUGGCCUUUUAUAAUAGUAGUAAAGAGGGAAAAUGUCAAGUGACAGAAACCUUUCUGCAUCAUAUUGGCCACUUAGCUACAGAACCACGAGUUCAAAUCCUGAUCCAAAAAGAGGCGAUUCGAAAGCUGAAUGUUAUUCUAGAUUCAGUCCCACCAGAACUGAAAAAAGAAAGAAAAAUUCUGUUUUCAGAGGAAGCUUUGGCUCUCAUGAAGAAGCUGGCAAGUAGAAUCCCUGAAAGUGGAGAUUAUGAUCUGCAGGUUUCCCUUAUGGAGGCCCUCUGCCGAAUGACCACCCCCAGACAGAGAGAGGAGCUCGCCUUCUCCUGGUUCAAGAUGGACUUCGUCAUCACUGCUUUCCUUAAAAUCAAAGACUCUGAAUUUGAGACUGAUACCCGCAAGUUUCUCAAUCUGUUGAAUGGUAUGAAAGGGGACAAGAGAAGAGUGUACUCAUACCCAUGCCUGGAGGUGUUUCUGGGCAAACAUGAGCUGCUGAUGCCAUCAGAUGAGAACCUGGAGGAGUUCUGGGUCGACUUCAACCUGGAAAGUCAGAGCAUAUCCUUCUACUUCUCUAUAGCAGAUGAGGGGGCACAAGAUGGUCAGUGGGAUACAGUGUGCAUCUCUGACAAUGAGGUCCACCACUACACAGUUAAAGAGGAGGUCAAUAGGAAGGUACUGAGGCUGUUACUGAUGGAGCCACUGGGUCUGAGUGGCAUAGAGGGCUCUGAGCUCAUCAUCCACUUCAGCGCUUCCCUCGACAUCCUGCAUGCCACGGACAGUGUGUAUGGCUCUGCAAAGCAUGCGAAAUUUGUCGGAAAGACCAGCAGCUCUGUAGUUAAGACCACUGUGCAGAUCAGUCUUGAUGACCGAAAUUCUCAGGCGGUCAUUCCCGAGACUCAGCUAUCAUCGGCAGCCAGCAUGAACAGGGAGCAGCCCCAAGUGUUGGAGAGCUACUCUACACAGAAUGAUGCACAGCCAGGGUCCCAAGAGGAGUGGGCAGGCAAGCCCUGUCUGAUUCAGACAUCAACGCCUCUCUUACAGACUGUCACGCCAGCCAAAAGGAAAGUGUCCAAGUCCAGCACCUUUAUCACCAGUAGUUGCAGUCACAAGGUGGGCAUGAGCCCCUUAACUAGCGUGCUGAUGACGGCAACCCCACUCUCGAGGGGUAAGGUUAAAGCAGCACUUCAGAUUGUCAGCUCCUCAGAAAGGAGGAAUGAUACCAUCAGAAAUCUGAAGAUGAGCAAAACCUGUCACAGUGCAGCUGCUGCAGCCACACAGUGCCAGAGCAAAAGUGAACAGGACAGUGUAGCACAUCCCGCAUUACAGAACAAGGGCAUCAGGCUGGACUCCAGGCCUGUGGCUGUAGCCCAGAACUUCCACAGGAACAUCCCUGUUGAUAAAGUGGUAGAGAUGGUGCAGGCCAACCUGGCAGCCCAAGGAGAAACAAACAAAAACAUAGUGAGAGAUUCUCAGUGUUCCAAAAAACCAGAGCAGUCCCUGCUGCACAUCCAAACAAACAAGGAAACCAGCUGGCGCAAAUUUUCUGUGACUGAGGUGCUGCUUCCUGGUCAGAGGGAUCACUCGCGUGGAUUGCCUAAGCAGUGUGAAAGUCCUGUCCCCAUAACUCAAACACACCUAACUGCACCAGAUCGGCAGCCUUCUCAUACUGUGGAGAUGCAGCAGAGUGUGGGAGAAAUCAGCCACCAGCAGUUCCACACCCAGCUUACCCAGAGGCUGGAGGAGCUGCUUCAAGCACGGGAACAGGAGAGCCCUGCCAGCAGGAGAAGGCAGAGGAAGGCAGGAGGCCAAGCUGCACAGCAAGGCACAGUCCCAGGACCACAUAAGACACAACAGAAACCCCUGAAGCACGAAAGCAUGGGCCCCAGCAGCGGGCCAGAGGUCACCAGUGCAGAAAGCAGCAAACAGAAGAAAGGUGGGUCGGCAGAUCUCACAAGCCGCAUGAUGAUGUUUAUCUCCAACCGAUAUAAAAGCACUACAACUCCCUCUGCCCCAGUGUCCGAGCCUUGCUGGAUUUCUGCAGGGACAAAGAGUGUGGAGAAAAGCUGGUCCUUUGUGCCAAAGUGCAAAGACUCAGAUCCAUUUCUAAAACCAUCCAGUCACCUGAAAGUAGCGACAGGGCUACCUGACAAUGAUGUGUAUGAUUUCCAUGGGAGCACACCACAGACAAACAAGCAGGGACACAAGAAGCAGUCUAGCACGAAAAGCAGUACUUGCAGGGAGCGUGUAAGUGUUGUGGAAACAUCUGUGAAGAAAGGUCCAUCGCCUGUGAAGACCCAAAGCCGCUGUGUUAAAAAGCACCUGUUCAGUGACACCGACACAGACCACAAGACAGACGUCAGCUGGCUCAAGGAUUCCACUAAGAAGCCCAGGCUAAAAAUUGUACAGUACGGCAGGCAGAACCCCCAAAGAUCUGCCCCAGCCGCAGAUGAGUCUGCGGAUUUACCUCCGGCACAGCCAAAGCCACUGGACUUGUUGUCCAAACCUAAAAAGGCAAAACUGAAAAGGAACAAAAGGGAAAAGGAAAACAUGACUCCCCCAGUACAGAGCAGACUGUUAGGUCGGCCCCAGAGAGCCAGUGCCGUGUUCAAGAGCUACAGAGAGCCAUCUGACUUCAGCAGCAGCAGCCAAUCAGAGGAGGAGGCACCCCGACACCCGCAGUGGCAGCCCAAUAUAAAGAUGGUCGGCAGGAAGACAGAGAGGGCUGUGAAGACCACAAAGCAGUCGAGGGCAAAGAAUUUGUCUCCUCCUCCUUUGAAGGAUGGAACUGGGAAGCAGAAAGAGUCCUGGGCAGCUCGAUUUUCAGCUACAACUUCCCCCCUUGCCCCCAUCGAGAGGAUGAGAUCUGCGGAUAAGCCGAUGUUGUUAGCAAGGUCUCCGAUUAGUCCCCUCUGCUCCGUGUCCAUGUCCCCUGUUGGCAUGUCACCCCUGGAGACACCUUGCCCUGAAAAGGGGAAUCAGACGGACUCUUUCAACACAAGCAGCAGAGACAAUGUUGGCACAGAGGUCCCGUGCCCCCCCCAGCUCUCUUCUGUGGGUAGGAAGUCUAGCAUCCCUCCGCUGGCACCAAGCUGCCCCUCACAGCCCCAACCAAGCCCCAUCAAAUCAGUCGUCAACCCCGUCGAGCCCCUGCUGACCUCAACGGCCCUGGAGAUGUCUGGGCCAAGGUCUUGGUUGAAUUGCAAAGUCCCAGAGGAGCAGCUGCAAGAGUCUGAGAACAGUCCUGUCUUGUCUGCCGCUUCCCUGAAGGACUCGCUGGUCUUCAUGGCAACUCAGAGUCAGGGUGCACUGGAACUUGCCAGCAGCCCUGUUGUGCCUACUGGUGAACAGGAGAAGACUCCUGAUCCGUCCUCCAGGCGAUCCAAGCCUGUUCAGUUUAACGAGCAUCAAUCAGGGCCCUGUCUCACUCUCAAGCGCCGGGCCUCCCCUCCUGGGUCCAGCAGCUCUGAAGAGCGGUGGCAGAAGAAGCGUGACAGGCUGAGAGACUGUGGUGACAGGCUGAAGCCUAGGAAGCUGUUUCAACCCCAAAUGAGCCACUUGAGGUCUCCUGUUUCCCCCCCCAUCACCCCAUCAGCCUCAACGUCUAGCCAAAUGGGACCAACACCUCCAAAGGUUCUGGAGAACACCUUUGAGGGGGAAAAUGAGGAGAAUGAGGAAAGUGGUUUUGGAAAGGCCAGAGGAGCCCUUGGUGUACAAAGGGAUCGCACGAUUAACACAUACAUAGUGUCCAGCUGCUGGGAGGACAAGGUGGACACUGAGGACCUGAGCCUGCAAGACCUCGAUGGUACCCAGAACCUCGGAUCCGCUUGCCACCAGCUUAACUCUGAUUUGCAGAGAAAAUUAAAGAAUCACUCUAGGAGAAUGAGCCUCUUUUCCAAACAGUCACUAAAUAUGAUGCAGCAGCACGUUUCCACAGCCUGUGUACAGGUGCAUCAGUACAGGAUUCGCAGUCUAGAGAACAUCAAAGCAGAUCUCUUACAAGAGAUACGGAAAAUGGAAGAGGAGGAGUCCACUCUGAAAAACAUGGAAAAGGAACUGACUGUUUAUUGGGGUAAGCAGUACCAGGCUUUUCGCUCCAUCAAGGAGAAAGAUGCGCACAGGCUGCAGCAUCUGAGGAACACAUUCCAGGCUAAUGGGUGUCAUGGUUUAGAGAAUGAGCACCGGAUCUUUCAUUCUGAGAUAUGCUUGAUGAAGAAAAACAUGAAGUCCAUACAAGAUAAGCUCUUCAGGGACAUGCACAAGGAAAGUCUCUUGAGUGUUCACAGAGCGCUUCAGGCCUGGUAUCUGCCUGGAAGGGUGGGACUUUAACUCCAAGAGGACCUAGGUUUUCAGCAAUUUUUCAUAUUUUUACAUUGUUGUCUCUGCUGUGUAAAUGUGGGAAAGAAGAAACUUCAAUUCCCCAGUAUUGUUACUUGAUUCAAUUGAGAACAUUCACUAAAAUGAACAUUUGAAGAAAUAUUACUUGGUUUGAAAUCUUUUAAGCAAUUGUAAGAAGCUACAGUUAUUGAGAUCUCUUGCUGUGUUUGUCUUCUGUUCAGUGUUGGUUUUAGAAAUAGUCCAGUGAAUUUAGGGUGGUUGUUUUUAAUCUUAAUAUGGUUUUAUUGAAUAAAUUAUCUCUGGUAUGGCA